Scheffersomyces amazonensis is the source of this 549-nucleotide messenger RNA. RefSeq lists its product as uncharacterized. Bases 1 to 549 code for a protein of 182 amino acids. NCBI's taxonomy places the organism in Eukaryota, Fungi, Ascomycota, Pichiomycetes, Serinales, Debaryomycetaceae. The transcript is spliced from 2 exons. The record is from RefSeq and is a predicted model, not a curated record.
AUGAUGCAUCGUUCAACUACCGGAAGUGGCCCAGUAGCUCAAAUUAAUGGUGGGGCUGCUCACGGCCCAGGAGCUCAAAUUAAUGGUGAGGAAGCUCACGGCCCAGGAGCUCAAAUUAAUGGUGAGGAAGCUCACGGCCCAGGAGCUCAAAUUAAUGGUGAGGAAGCUCACGGCCCAGGAGCUCAAAUUAAUGGUCGGGCUGCUCACGGCCCAGGAGCUCAAAUUAAUGGAGCUCAAAUUAAUGGUGAGGAAGCUCACGGCCCAGGAGCUCCAGUUAAUGGCAACAACAAUAACAACAACAAUAAUGAUAAUGGUCCUCGUAAGAGAAGGGAAAAAUUAAAGGAAAAGCUAAAAAAAUGGAAGAAGGAAAGAUUCAAUAAAUGGAAAGAGGAAAAGUUACUUAAAAGGGUCAAGAGACCCACUUUAUAUUUAGGAAUAGUACUGUGUUUCUUCCAAAUGUGGACCACAAUUACAGAUGCUGAAGCACGAAUCAAAAUCGUAUCUGCUGUGUUCACAGCUCUUUUCUUUGCUUCCUCCUCCAUUUUCUAA